UGACACGGUGUCUAUGUAAACAUUACAUCUCACAAAUGGUUGAAAGUGGUUUAGGAUAUUCCACUUGAGUUUCGUUUUAGUCAUUGCAACUAACGAAGAUGAAGGAUUACUUGACACUGUUGAGUAUUGUUUUUCUUUGCUAUUUUCUAGCAGGGGCAGAAUCGAAGAAUGUGCUUGUUUUGCUUGCGGAUGAUGCAGGAUUUGAGACAAAAGUAUACAACAAUAGUGUGUGUAAAACACCAAAUCUGGACAAACUGGGAGAGCGAAGUCUAAUCUUCAGGAAUGCCUUCACAUCGGUCAGCAGUUGUUCACCCAGCCGCUCGGUGGUGCUGACAGGUUUGCCCCAGCACCAGAAUGGCAUGUAUGGGCUAUACCAGGGCUACCAUCACUUCACAAGCUUUGACGAGGUACAAAGUCUGCCCAAGAUCCUGCAGGACCACAAUAUUAGAACAGGAAUAGUUGGCAAGAAGCAUGUUGGCCCCGAGGAAGUGUACCCGUUUGACUACGAGAUGACCGAGGAACAGCACUCCAUUCUCCAGGUGGGCAGGAACAUCUCAUACAUGAGGAACCUCGUGAGGAAAUUCCUCCAGGCUAACGACUCCAGGCCAUUUUUCCUGUACAUCGGUUUCCAUGACCCUCAUCGUUGUGGCCACGAGAAUCCCAAGUACGGUACCUUCUGUGAGAUGUUUGGGAACGGGGAACCGGGCAUGGGUACCAUCCCUGACUGGGAACCAGUGACCUAUAACCCCUCAGAGGUCGAGGUGCCCUACUUUGUGCAGGACACACCCGCAGCCAGACUGGAUAUUGCCAAGCAGUACACCACCAUUAGUAGACUGGACCAAGGAGUGGGUCUCAUGCUAGAGGAGCUGGAGCAGUCAGGGCAUGCAGACGACACUCUUGUGCUGUUCUCUUCAGACAACGGCAUUCCAUUCAUCAAUGGACGAACUAAUCUGUAUGAUUCUGGUAUGGCAGAACCAUUUUUGCUGUAUUCACCGUUCCACAUCAAGAGGCAAGGGCAGGUCAGUGAUGCAUUGGUCAGUCAUGUGGAUAUCACUCCAACCGUUCUAGACUGGUUCAACAUUUCAUAUCCAACUUACACAGUCAACAACAAACCAGUCCAACCCACUGGCAAAUCUCUACUUCCUGUCCUAGAUAUUGAACCCAAGACUGGUUUUGACACAGUGUAUGCCAGUCAUAACCUCCAUGAGGUUACAAUGUACUACCCAAUGCGUGUCAUCCGUAACAGGCAAUACAAGUUAAUUCAUAAUCUGAAUUUUAAAAUGCCAUAUGGUAUUGACCAGGACUUCUUCAUUUCUGAUUCAUUUCAAGAUAUUCUGAACAGAACUCGAGCUGGAGAGCCGACCCACUGGUUUAAAACAUUGAGUGAAUAUUACUACAGGGCGUCAUGGGAGCUCUUUGACAUUCUGAAUGACCCCAUGGAGAGAAAAAACCUUGUCAAUCACCCGGAUGACAAAUACCAGGACAUCUUUCAGGAGUUGAAAGGUCAACUGUUGUUAUGGCAGAACCUGACCUCUGAUCCCUGGAUCUGUGCCCCCUGGGGGGUCCUGGAGGAUGCUGGGCCCUACAAGAGUUCACCUCAGUGCUUUGACCUUGACAAUAACCUUGAGGGUCGCAGGGAACAUGGAGAAUUAUGAAUGAAGAAUUAGAAGCAGAAGUACAAAAUCUCGUUACAGAUCUGGUAUUUAAAUGCAUGUUCCUAAAGUGUCUUCCAGAGUAGCCUGUGCAGUCCACACAAGCAAAUCAGGAACAACACUUUUUGCCAAUACUAGAUUUCCAUUUAGAAGAGAAUUUGAACAAAAUUUCCAUAAACUGGAAAGUGGCGUCCGCACAAGCUAAUCUGGGACAAUCCUUGAUGCAUAUGCGUUGGUAGCACUGUUUUCACAGAGCGAGGCUCAGAUGCCUCAUUCCUAUAAUCAUUCUGGCAUUGGUUUUGGGAUAAAAAAAUCAGGUACAUGCAGUAUUAUGAAUGAAGGAUUCCAAGCAAUGGUUCAAAAUAUCUUUAGAGAUCUGGACGAAAAGGCAAAUAAUUAUUGUUAUCUUGGUAAUUAAUGUCUGUUUUUAAUAAGCAAUCUGGCGCUUGUUUUGUCAUACAGUUUACAACUAGAUGGAAUAUUUUCCAUGAAUAUCAAAGAAAUGUCACAUAUUAAGGUUAUUGUUCUUUUACCAAACGUCUUUUUUUUCUGGGUUGACUCUGACGAGUGUUUACAAAGUGUAAUCUACAAUUUGGAAUCCCAGACUUCACUUUGAAAUCCAGCAUGACUGAUAAUCUGACUGACAAGUUGUAAGAUGAACUUUUACAGGCUGUCCUUGGGUGGGUGGACUCAAAUCAUGUAGAAAAGAAUGGUAUAUAUCUAUUAAAUAAUUUUAUUUUUUAUUUAAAAUAGUGCUACAUGUCUAAUGCAUAUUUAAGCUAUGCUGAUUUUGCUGAAAGAAAUACCUAUUCAUUGUACAGAAAAUUACAUGUAACAAUAUUUCAUAUACUAUAUAUGACAUUUUACAAUAAAACAAUAAAGUACAACACAAA
Molecule: messenger RNA, 2545 nt
Organism: Dreissena polymorpha
Lineage: Eukaryota; Metazoa; Mollusca; Bivalvia; Myida; Dreissenidae
Product: N-sulphoglucosamine sulphohydrolase-like
Exons: 7
Coding region: 99-1655 (518 amino acids)
Biological process (GO): glycosaminoglycan catabolic process; heparan sulfate proteoglycan catabolic process
Molecular function (GO): N-sulfoglucosamine sulfohydrolase activity
Source: RefSeq, a predicted model, not a curated record